AUGGCCCCCGCGACUCCAGACGCUGACGCCCAUCAGCAGCUCAUCGACCAGCUCGACAUCCAUUCCAUCCACAAAUCCUUCCGAAAUCACCAUUGGAAACCCAACCAACGUCGUAACAAGAACAUCAAAACCAUACUUGGCGAUGCAGUUCGUAAGGAAGCUUCUCUCAUGCCAACUCAAGACAACAGCGGCGCUGUAACUCCCAACCAAGACGAAUCCAGCACCUCCACUGAUGGAGACUCUACGCCAGCCGUCUCCACUCCGGGCUCUAUCCAACUGCCCAAUCUGGCACAAGCAUCGAGGAACCUGUCAAAGCUCGUAUUAGAGAGGAAUAUGAGGUCUAAUGGGUUCUCGACUGCGCCGAAUGCUACAUAUACAAAUAUCGAGUCUGCACCUUCACUGGCGCAUCCGAAGCACUAUUGUGACAUUACGGGAUUGUCAGCCCCGUAUACGGACCCGAAGACUAGGUUGAGGUAUCAUGAUAAGGAGAUCUUUGGGGUCAUCAGGUCAUUGGGGCAGGGUGUUGCAGAGCAGUAUUUGGAGGCUCGCGGGGCGCAUACGAUCUUGAAGUGA
Molecule: messenger RNA, 573 nt
Organism: Hyaloscypha bicolor E
Lineage: Eukaryota; Fungi; Ascomycota; Leotiomycetes; Helotiales; Hyaloscyphaceae
Exons: 1
Coding region: 1-573 (190 amino acids)
Biological process (GO): chromatin remodeling
Cellular component (GO): Ino80 complex
Source: RefSeq, a predicted model, not a curated record